This is a messenger RNA of Malassezia vespertilionis, 819 nucleotides long. RefSeq names its product proteasome endopeptidase complex (gene PRE7). The record is from RefSeq and is a predicted model, not a curated record. Lineage: Eukaryota; Fungi; Basidiomycota; Malasseziomycetes; Malasseziales; Malasseziaceae. The coding region runs from base 1 to 819 and encodes 272 amino acids. The transcript has a single exon. Gene Ontology annotation, cellular component: proteasome core complex.
AUGUCGGUGGGACUCCUGGAGAAACGGGAGACAGCAGCUGGCGCGCCGAUGGGCCACCAGUUUAACCCAUACACAUCCAAUGGUGGAUCCAUCAUGGCGAUCCACGGCGAGGACUUUUGUGUGAUUGCCGGUGAUACGAGGCAGUCGGAAGGCUACAAUAUCCAGACGCGGUUCAAGCCCAAAGUGUUCCGUCUCACAGAUAAGGCCACGCUUGCCACGAACGGAUUUGCUGCGGAUGCUGAUGCACUAGUCUCGCGUGUGCGCCAGAGCCUGGACCUGUACUCUUAUAACCACAAGCGCUCGAUGCCGCUGCACUCGAUUGCGCGCAUGCUCUCGACAAUUCUGUACGGCAAGCGGUUCUUCCCAUACUAUGUCUACAAUAUCCUUGGCGGCAUUGACGAGCAAGGCCAGGGUGCUGUGUACAGCUACGACCCUGUCGGCAGCUACGAGCGCCAGGUGUGCAAUGCUAGCGGAUCUGCCCAGGGACUGAUCCAGCCCUUCUUGGACAACCAAGUCAUGUUUAAGAACCAGAACUCAACGCCCGAGCGCCCCAUUCCCGAGCCUGGCCAUCUCUCUUUGCCAGAGGUGCUGCGACUCACCAUGGACUCAUUUACAUCUGCGACCGAGCGGCAAAUAGAGGUGGGCGACUCGCUCCAAAUGUUUGUCGUCCGCUCGCUCGAUCGCAAGUCGGAGGGUGCGCAAGGAGCAGCUGCCGAUGUCGAUCUGGAAGCACUUGGUGCUGUCGACGCGGUCGGCGGAGAGGACAGCUAUACUACAGGCGCUUCCAUGGUGAUUCACCGCCAGCUUAAGAAGGACUAG